GAGAACGCCGCAGUUGCUGAGACCAAUCCAACCAAAGUUGCUCAAGUGCUGUUCAGGGCACUCGUGCAAGAAGCUGCUGUACGAGAUGCAGCUGGCUGGGUCGGUCCUGUCAAUCUCCCGAUAGGCAUCCCAAGGGAAGGAAAGUUUGCUUCGAAAGGAGGGUAUGUAUUCAAGAUGAUGAACCAACCGGAAGAGGAGGAAGGUCCGCUAAAGGUACAACAGCAAGCGCCUUCUCGUAAGACGCUUCUCGCGAAGGCCGCGCCUGACCAUCAUUCGCCAAGGCAGGAAGUAGGUGACGUCGCUGAACCGGCCAUGAGUGGAGUGUCGCCGCACGUUUCUGAGCCCUGGACCUGGUGGCCCGCGACGCCGGUGCUGGACGGCCAUCUGCGCGUGGAAAAUAGUAGUGGUCGUAACCUUUAGACACACAUUUUUGUACCACGAUCCAGAUUUGGCAUGACUUUCUACUCCUACACCUAGACGUAUUUGCAAUGGUGCAUAACUGGCAUUGGCGCGACGGGGAUUUCCAGGAGAUCGAGGGGGCGGCCAACAUCGCCCGGCCCUCGAAAGGAACACCCAUGAUUUUCUUCGCAGCUGCAGCUGAAGCAGGAGACGAGAUUUCCAUUAUUGCGAAGCGGACGUACGCCCCCGCGGCUUCUGAUCCAAAGAAACAACAGCUACACGCGCACAAGAACGCGAUCCGGGGCUUUCACCCCUUGAGAAACCUGGACGUACAACGGCUCGACGAUGCAGGAGGAGACGAUGAUGACGACUUUGCUCCGGGAAAUCUCGCGUACACCUUCGCAGACCUGCAUCGGCUGCGCGCGGACAGGCCUGUGGGUGAGGCGGUUGCGAAAGCAGAGCGGCUCCAAGUGGACUUGGCGGAAAUACAAAAGGUUUUCUUGCACGCCACAGCGAGCCUAAUAACUCCGGUGAGCCUCGGCCCUUCAGGAACUGAAUAAGUCGGUCAACAGAGGAAGAACAAAAAUAAUGACGUCGCCCCCCCUCACUGACAGACCUCGACAGCGUGGCUCCUGAAGGGAAGAGUGCAUCGAUAUCAAAUCGGUUCCCCAAUGCAGCAGCGCACCUUCAGGGCUGCAGUGCUAUGAA
Messenger RNA from Amoebophrya sp. A120, 1107 nucleotides. The record is from the annotation of a GenBank genome assembly. NCBI's taxonomy places the organism in Eukaryota, Dinophyceae, Syndiniales, Amoebophryaceae.